AUGAUUUCCAGCGGUCUAGAAUAUGAUCCAACUCUAGAUAUCACAACUAUUUUGUCAGCUAAAGGGUCUAUUGAAGAUAUAGACAAGCUGAUAAAUGCUACAAGGGGAUAUAAGCUCCUUUUGGAAGAAGAAAUCGCAAGCGAUAGAAAACAAGAAGCUGCAGCAAAUGAAGAGUUGAGCAGCAAGACAUUUGAAUUUGACAAAAUUUUCCAAGACAUCGAGGCAACAAGAACAUUUGCAUCAACUACACAGUCAACAAUUUCGCAUUUGACGCAAGGCAUAUCUCAUUUAGAUAAUGCCAAAAGAAACCUAACAUUGUGUAUGACAGUUUUUCAGAAUUUAAAGAUCCUUACGGAUAGCUAUACACGUUGUAAGAGCCUGCUUGCAAAGGAUAAAUUCAAAGAAUCUACUUCUUCGUACGAGAUAAUGUGUUCGUUAGCAGAGAAUACUUUCAGACCAUAUAAAUCUGUAGAUGAGAUUAAUCGGUUGCUCAUGUCAAUAGCAAGAUUACGCAAAGACACGUUUGAGCGCAUAAAACAAACUUACCACAAGGUGAUUAUAGGGAAGGCGGCAGAUGCGGGCCAGCUCGAGUCACAGCUGAGAGAGGGAGCUUGUGUUCUUUUGGAGUGUGAUCCUAGUGACAAGUCUCAAAUCAUUGAUUGGUGUAUUGAUAAAUUGCUGUAUGAGAUAAAUGAGAUUUUUAAGUUAGAUGAUGAGGCUGGAUCAUUGGAGAACCUGUCGAGGAGAUAUAUAUUCUUCAAGAAAAUUUUGAACAAUUUUAACUCCAAUUUUAGCAGAUAUUUUCCUCAAGAGUGGGGCAUGCAACUAAAAUUGACCAACCGAUUCUAUGAGAUGACACAAAGGGAUCUCAGCAUACUUCUCGAUAGAGAAUUCAAUGGCAAGGGUUCUUCUAUCGACUUGUUCAUGGGGUCUUUACAAACUACGCUAGAUUUUGAGAAAUACAUUGAUGUUCGGUUUUCAAAUAAGUUGAAAGGUUCAAAGUUGUCUUCUUGUUUUAAGCCUUACCUUUCACUUUGGAUUGCCCAUCAGGAUAAAAUGAUGAAGGACAAAUUAUUAACGUAUAUGGGCUCCAAUACUUUGGAUUUCACGAUGUCUGACUCAUGGAUCAUUUCAUCAAGUGCAGAUCUUUUCAGAACCUAUAGAUCAGUAUUGAGUCAAACUUUUGAAUUAAUUGAGAAUAAUGCAGAUGAGCGAGUUCCUAUAUUGUUGGCAAAUUUUUUUGCCAAAUGGUUGAAAGCAUAUCUUGACAAAAUUUUGAAACCAUUGCUUCUACCGCCAUCAGUUGAGAUCCAAAAUAAAGAGGAAACGAUCAAGUAUACGGUAUCACUUGUUAAUACCUCAGAUUACUGUUCGACAACUGUUGAACAACUAGUGGUAAAACUAACUGAAUUUAGUGCGGAAACUGGGAAAAUCUCACAAAUUUUUGAUGAAGUUAAAAGUGAUUAUGAUGAAGUCUUAGCGGCUGGUAUUAGCAUUCUCUUGAACAGAAUAAUUCAAUUGGACCUAUCGUUUGUUUGGAAAGAAUUCAACAAUACAGAUUGGUCAAACGUUGCUGUUGAGGACUCGAGUAGAUAUAUGGUCAGCAUGAAAAAUAUCCUUUCGUUCGCAACAGGACAGUAUGUCACGGAUGAAAGUUCGACAUUGGAACUCAUUUUAACUAAAUUCAAUAGAGAAGUUUACACAUGGAACUUUUUAGAUAAAAUUAUUGACCUGGUUACGCAUGAUUACAGCAAGUAUAUUAUACUCCUAUUGCAAAGGCAGCCACCGUUCGCAAAUUUAAAUGCUCCCAGAAAAUUUAGCCCAAGUACUGUGACCAACAUUGCUGAGCAAUUUUUACUAGACUUGGAACUUCUCAAAAACAUCUUGAAUUCUAUUUUACAAGGUGUUUCCAGCAGUAAUCAAAAUAGUGAAGGACCUGCUUAUAAGCGGGUUCAAAAACAUAUAGAUGCUAAUUUAGAGUUAUUGCUCAAGUUUCUCAAGUUGUUGUUGGCCCCAUUGGAUUCAGUUGACGAUUAUUAUGAAACUUAUAAAGAACUCACGAUUUCAAACAGCAAUACUUCAGUUUGGGCUUUCAUGUUAACACUGAAAGGUUUAGAGUGGGAUUUGGCUUUAUGGAAGCAAUAUUGGACUCCUUUUAAUCUAGAUUCAGAUGAUUCUACUGACGAAAUCUCAAAAAAAAACGUAUUGAUUUUCAAAUGGAACCCGAGAUUGCUGCAACAAUUUGAAUAUAAUAUGGCUCGAGUAAGCGAACCUGCAUGGUCUAAAUUCAUUAGGAAUGAGCUCAAAAUCUCGGCGUCCCGAGUAAAUGCAUCCCGAAAUCAAGUAGAUCCCCAUCAGCAGCAGCAGCAGCAGCAAUCUAGGUCACCAGUGUCGCCAGUACUCAAUGUGAAGAAUUUGGUAGCAGGCACGAGAUUCUUUAAUAGAGGUGUAUAA
Molecule: messenger RNA, 2454 nt
Organism: Zygotorulaspora mrakii
Lineage: Eukaryota; Fungi; Ascomycota; Saccharomycetes; Saccharomycetales; Saccharomycetaceae
Gene: VPS53
Product: Vps53p
Exons: 1
Coding region: 1-2454 (817 amino acids)
Biological process (GO): retrograde transport, endosome to Golgi
Cellular component (GO): GARP complex
Source: RefSeq, a predicted model, not a curated record